GCCAGCGAGACAGCAACGCGCCAGGCAGCCAGCCAGCCAGAGCUUUCUUCUGGGACCUGUUUGAUGUUCUCCUCCUGCCUUUGGGACCUACCAUGGCUCCUUUUGGAAGGAAUCUCUUAAAGACCCGGCACAAAAAUAGGUCACCAGAAAAAGAGAUGGGUUCUACAGAGCGAGAAAUCGUGGUCUGGGUUUGUCAGGAAGAGAAAAUUGUUAGCGGAUUGACAAAGCGCACAACUUGCACUCAAGUAAUUGAAGCUCUGCUUGAGGAACAUCAAGCCACCUUUGCAGACAAGAGGUUUCUUUUUGGACAGCCCAAGGAUUACUGCAUCAUAGAAAAAUGGAGAGGUUCUGAGAGGGUCCUUCCGCCUCUCACUAAAAUGCUAAGACUCUGGAAAGCCUGGGGGGAAGAGCAGCCUAAUUUGCACUUUGUCUUGGUCAAGGCAGAUGCCUUCCCCCCAUUUCCAUUGUGGAGGACAGCUGAAGCCAAGCUCGUACCAAAUCUUGAAAAACCCUGGGACCUGAGCCCGGCCAAUUACAUGAAGAUGUUGCCAGUGGACAAGCAAAAGAGGAUUGUUAGGAAAACCUUCCGGAAGCUGGCCAAACUUAAACAAGAAGGAGUCCUGCAAGAGAGGGACAACAUAGAGACUCUCAUCCACUUGAUCCUUUCUCAGGACCACACCAUUCACCAGCAAAUCAACAGAAUGAAGGAACUGGAUCUAGAAAUCGAACAGUGUGAAGCCAAAUUUCACCUAGAUCAGCUUGAAGGUGAUGGAGGAAAUUAUGUGCAGGAGUCUUAUUUAAUGGCGACACCCAGUGAUGCUGAAGAGGAAACAGACAUGCCUCACAGCAACCAGCAGAUGCCAGAAAGCUCGGGCAAAGGAGACGCGAUGUUACAAGUGGAAGAAGGACUAAAGCACCACAAAGAGCUUAUUGAAAAGCUCUCUGCAGAAAUUGAACAAGAGGUUAAUGACAUUGGAAGGAACGGAGACAUGCGGACAGAGGAGCCACCUAAGGAGGAAAUGGAGAGUUCCGAUGUAGGAAGUGUCAAGAACGAAUUGGAGAAAAGCAUGAAAGAUGCCUUAAGGAUCCAUUCUCAACUAAACUGCAUCCAGCAGGAGUUAAAAUAUAGGGACCUGAUGCUUCAAAAGAAGGAAAAGGAGUAUGAACUGAUUGUGGAAGAGCUUAAUGCUUUGCACGCUAAGGCCAAAAGUGAAAUCAGGCACCCACCUAAUGAGGAGCAGGCAAAGGACAGUGAAAUUUCCACCAAGGGUUUUACAGGGACUGAUCUCCUUCACAAAGUGACUAGUUUAGACAUAAAUGAUACAGACUCUGAUACUGGAAUCAGUUCCACUCACAGUCAGGACUCGGAAACAGCAAUAGGGGAGACAUUGCUGUUGUCUACAUAGUUGAAAACUGUCCUUGUUUUACUGAGAACAAAUUAGUAAUAUAUAAUGCCCUGGAGAAACAUUAGGAUGAGGUAGAUAAGUAGUAGUAUCUUCUUAUGGGGCCAAGUUCUGGUGGCAUAAGAGCUUCCAAAUUAGAGAACUCCUUGUCAUAAAAAUAAAAAAUUAUAGCUGAUACUCAUAUGUUCUAAACUUACUGAUAGAAAUAAUUUAGUCCGUUCAGCCUAAUACCACAGUUCCUGUAGGACAGUUCAGAGGCAUUUAAUAAUAAUAAAAAACCAAAUAGAUUUUGGUGGCGAUGAACUGAAAUCUUAAUCUAAAUCAGGAAAAGCAGUUACCCUAUGAACCCAGUAUACAUUUGUACGUCAUCUGUUUGUACACCAGUUUUCCGUGAAGUAUCGUUUCUCAGUAUUUUACAUAGAACCCACUGCCAAUGCAUUAUAACAUCUCUGGUGAUGAUAACCUUGCUCACUGCACCAUAUAAAAGACCAGUGUGGACAUCAUAUUAUACAUGUUACAACCUUUGAAAGCUCUUCCCUGCCCUGUGUGCAGAGCAAAGCUGACAAACGCAGGGUUAGGCCUAGCCAUAGAAGAGGAAAGGGGGAUUCUUUGAUGAACCACAAACUCCAUAUACAAUAUACCUGGGACUUUGUUAUUCACAAAACAAUAUUUAGGAAUUUCCACAACAUUGAGUUGCAGUAGCUCCUUAUGAGCACCUUUACCCAUUGUUUGCUUCUGAAAAAUUGGUCUUCCAUCUCUCUGAAGCUGAUGCACAUUUUACAGAUCAGCUGCUUCUUUCCUCCAUAUUAUUCAACUGAAGAGUAAAUGAAGCUUUACAUGACAAAAAUGAAUAGGUUUUACACUGCCACAGGACGAAAUAAGACCUGGGAUCCUUUAUUUGGUAUAUUGCUUAUUGUUACUCCAAACGUCCAACAAAAUGUAUCGGAUAUCAAGGUCCUGGGCAUGAAGACAUAGACAAGAAUGAAUUUCGUUAGCUCCUGAACUGAUAUUUUAGACCAGGCCUGUCAAAAUGCUAGACCCAGGCUUCAAGCAGUAUGUAUGCCAUCUGUU
Messenger RNA from Lacerta agilis (Sand lizard), 2474 nucleotides. RefSeq names its product Ras association domain family member 9 (gene RASSF9). The transcript is spliced from 2 exons. The record is from RefSeq and is a predicted model, not a curated record. The coding region runs from base 93 to 1406 and encodes 437 amino acids. Lineage: Eukaryota; Metazoa; Chordata; Lepidosauria; Squamata; Lacertidae. Gene Ontology annotation, biological process: signal transduction.